CAUAUUAUAAAGUUUCUCAACCCGGCAAUUGAGCCGCAUCGAGAAAGAGGAUAAAUUCACAGGGAAGGAAAGAAGAAAAAGACCCGAAUGCGAAAAAAAGCCCUAAAUCGAAGCACACAAUCUUCAGCUAAUAAUCUCUCCAAUUUCCAAUAAACCCUAAAUUGAAGCCAUGGCAGGAAGAGAAGUUCGAGAAUACACCAAUCUCACCGAUCCUAAAGAUAAGAAAUUCGGUAAAGGGAAGGACAAGAUAGAUGACGAGGAGGUCACUUUCCAACGCAUGGUUUCCAAGAUGCAAGAGGUUGCUGGGGAACGUGGAGGUUACCUUCAUGGAAGAGGCGCCCUGGACAGCGAUGACUUGCUUUACCUCAAGGAGCAGAUGGAAGCCGAGGAGGAUGCUGAACGCCUUCUGCGACGUACGGAAAAACGUGCAUUUCAAGCAUUCAAGAAAGCUGUUGCUGAUUCUUCACCUGCAUCUAUUCCCCUGCCACUUCGUGUUGAGCCCAAGCCAAAAAGUGGGAUCAGGCAGCAAGAUGUACUAAAAAGGGUUUUAGAAGUCAAGCCUAAGAAGCAGAAAGUUUCUAGAGGGUCUGAUGGGAGUAAUUCCAUCUCAAGUACACAGGCUAUUCCUAGUAGCAACUCUGAUUCCAAUCAGGAGAAGCAGAAAGAUGUCUUGCCAGCUAAACCAAAUGACACUGGAAAUGAAACAAAGGUAGAUAAUCCGAUAAAAAGCUUGGUAGCAGCAUAUGAGAGUUCAGAUGAUGAAGAUUGAUUUUGUAUGGAUAUUGACGAAUGAUUCUUAGAUCAUAGUGUUUAAAUCACUCAAAUAUCCUUAGCCUAGUUAUGUGGCCAUUUUGAUCAAGGAUCCAUUGAGCAUGCCUGCGCGCAGAGGCCUAAAUCUUCUUACCCUGAAUUAGCUGACGAGUGAAUAUCCACAAACUGUAUGUUGUAAUUUUACAUAGUUGAGAUGUGAGUUAUUAUUGUUUUGCACAAAAUUUGAUUCUCACUAUUACCCACCUCACAGGUCUCAUUCACAUAUGUUUAUUUUAACCCAACAGAUUUUUAGGUUCAAUUCCAUUGAUCAUCAACUUACAAAUUGAACUCUGGAAAUUACCCAGAAUGAGAGUUACAUGAUCAAUUAAUUUGAAGGAUCAUUUGAUCUAAAAACGUUGAUUUAUGACUAA
Solanum tuberosum (potato) is the source of this 1181-nucleotide messenger RNA. RefSeq lists its product as uncharacterized. The transcript has 6 exons. The coding region runs from base 170 to 769 and encodes 199 amino acids. NCBI's taxonomy places the organism in Eukaryota, Viridiplantae, Streptophyta, Magnoliopsida, Solanales, Solanaceae. The record is from RefSeq and is a predicted model, not a curated record.